AUGCACGAGGCUGCCAUGCGGGCGCAUGUGAUCGCAUGUCUCUCGGGGCUUCGACUUACUAAUAUCUAUCUAUCUAUCUAUCUAUCUAUCUAUCUAUCUAUCUGCACACUUUUAUUGAGAACUAUUCAUAUCUCCAUUUGCUCUUAUAUAUAUAUUUAUUGGUGGUUCACAUUCUUCUUCUUCUUCUUCUUCUUCUUCUUCUUCUUUUCCUCUUCCACAUCCUCCUCCUCCGUCUUCUUCUUCCACAUCCUCCUCCGUUUUCAUCUUCCUCGUCCUCCUCCUCCUUCUUCUUCUUCUUCUUCCACGUCCUCCUCCUUCUCCGUCUUCUUCUCAGUCUUCUUCUUCAUCUUCUUUUUUUUUCUUCUUCUUCCACAUCCUACUCCUUCUCAGUCUUCUUCUCAGUCUUCUUCUUCUUCCACAUCCUCCUCCUUCUCAGUCUUCUUCUCAUCUUCUUCUUCUUCUUCUUCUUCUUCUUCCACAUCCUCCUCCUUCUCAGUCUUCUUCUCAGUCUUCUUCUUCUUCCACAUCCUCCUCCUCCUUAGUCUUCUUCUUCUUCUUCCACAUCCUCCUCAUUCUCAGUCUUCUUCUUCUUCCACAUCCCCCUCAUUCUCAGUCUUCUUCUCAGUCUUCUUCUUCUUCCACAUCCUCCUCCUUCUUAGUCUUCUUCUUCUUCUUCUUCAUCUUCUUCCACAUCCUCCUCAUUCUCAGUCUUCUUCUCAGUCUUCUUCUUCUUCCACAUCCUCCUCCUUCUCAGUCUUCUUCUCAGUCUUCUUCUUCUUCCACAUGCUCCUCCUUCUUAGCCUUAUUCUUCUUCUCCUUCUUCUUCUUCUUCGUCUUCUUUUUCUUCUUCCACAUCCUCGUCAUUCUCAGUCUUCUUCUUCUUCCACAUCCUCCUCCUUCUUAGUCUUCUUCAUCUUUUUCUUCCACAUCCUCCUCCUCCUUAGUCUUCUUCUUCUUCUUCUACAUCCUCCUCCUUCUCAGUCUUCUUCUCAGUCUUCUCCUUCUUCCACAUCCUCCUACUUCUCAGUCUUCUUCUUCUUCUUCCUCUUCCACAUCAUCUUCCUUCUCAGUCUUCUUCUCAGUCUUCUUUUUCUUCCACAUCCUCCUCCUUCUCAGUCUUCUUCUUCUUCUUCCACAUCCUCCUCCUUCUUAGUCUUCUUCUUCUUCCACAUCCUCCUCAGUUUUCUUCUUCUUCUUUGUCUUCUUCUUAGUCUUCUUCUUCUUCUCCUUCUUGUUCUUCUUACACAUCCUCCUCCUUCUCAAUCUUCUUCUCGGUCUUCUUCAUCUUCCACAUCCUCCUCCUUCUUAGUCUUCUUCUCCUUCUUCUUCUUCUUCUUCUUCCACAUCCUCCUCCUUCUCAGUCUUCUUCUUCUUCUCCUUCUUCUUCCACAUCCUCCUCCUUCUCAGUCUUCUUCUCAGUCUUCUUCUCAGUCUUCUUCUUCUUCCACAUCCUACUCUUUCUUAGCCUUCUUCUUCUUCUCCUUCUUCUUCUUCUUCUUCUUCGUCUUCUUUUUCUUCUUCCACAUCCUACUCCUUCUUAGCCUUCUUCUUCUUCUCCUUCUUCUUCUUCUCUUCUUCUCAGUCUUCUUCUUCUUCCACAUCCUCCUCCUUCUUAGUCUUCUUCUUCUUCUUCUUCUUCUUCCACAUCCUUCUCCUUCUCAGUCUUCUUCUCUGUCUUCUUCUUCUUCCACAUCCUCCUCCUGCUCAGUUUUCUUCUUCUUCUUCCACAUCAUCUUCCUUCUCAGUCUUCUUCUCAGUCUUCUUCUCCUUUCACAUCCUCCUCCUUCUCAGUUUUCUUCUUCUUCUUUGUCUUCUUCUUCUUCUUCUUCCACAUCCUCCUCCUUCUCAAUCUUCUUCUCAUCUUCUUCUUCUUCUCCUUCUUCUUCUUCUCCUUCUUCUUCCACAUCCUCCUCCUUCUCAGUCUUCUUCUCAGUCUUAUUCUUCUUCCACAUCCUCCUCCUUCUUAGACUUCUUCUUCUUCUUCUUGUUCUUCUUCUUCUUCUUGUUCUUGUUCUUCUUCUUGUUCUUCUUGUUCUUCUUCUUCUUCUCCUUCUUCCACAUCAUCUUCCUUCUCAGUCUUCUUCUCAGUCUUCUUCUUCUUCCACCUCCUCCUCCUUCUUAGUCUUCUUCUUCUUCUUCUUCCACAUCCUCCUCCUUCUCAGUCUUCUUCUUCUUCUUCCACAUCAUCUUCCUUCUCAGUCUUCUUCUCAGUCUUCUUCUUCUUCCACAUCCUCCUCCUUCUUAGUCUUCUUCUUCUUCUCCCACUUCCUCCUCCUUCUUAGUCUUCUUCUUCUUCCACAUCCUUCUCCUUCUCAGUCUUCUUCUCAGUCUUCUUCUUCUUCCACAUCCUCCUCCUUCUCAGUUUUCUUCUUCUCCUUCGUCUUUUUCUUCUUCUUCUUCUUCUUCUUCUUCUUCUUCCCCAUCCUCUACCUUCCCCGUCUUCUUCUUAGUCUUCUUCUUCUUCUUCUUUUAGCUAUUAGUGAGUGUGCUCGCAUCUAUCUAUCUAUCUAUCUAUCUAUCUAUCUAUCUAUCUAUCUAUCUAUUGCAAUUUGUUCAUAUCUAUCUAUCUAUCUAUCUAUCUAUCUAUCUAUCUAUCUAUCUAUCUAUCUAUCUAUUGCAAUUUGUUCAUAUCUAUCUAUUUAUCAAUCUCAAUUUCUUCAUAUCUAUCUAUCUAUCUAUCUAUCUAUCUAUCCUAAUUCGUUCAUAUCUAUCUAUCCAUCUAUCUAUCGAUCUAUCUAUCUAUCUCAAUUUGUUCGUAUAUAUCUAUCUAUUUAUCUAUCUCAACUUGUUCAUAUCUCUCUCUCUAUCUAUCUAUCUAUCUAUCUCAAUUUCUUCAUAUCUAUCUAUCUAUCUAUCUAUCUAUCUAUCUAUCUAUCUAUCUAUCCUAAUUUACUCAUAUCUAUCUAUCUAUCUAUCUAUCUAUCUAUCUAUCAUAAUUUGUUCAUAUCUAUCUAUCUAUCUAUCUAUCUAUCUCAAUUUCUUCAUAUCUAUCUAUCUAUCUAUUCUAAUUUACUCAUAUCUAUCUAUCUAUCUAUCUAUCUAUCUAUCUAUCUAUCUAUCUAUCUAUCUAUCUAUCAUAAUUUGUUCAUAUCUAUCUAUCUAUCUAUCCUAAUUUGUUCAUAUCUAUCCAUCUAUCUAUCUAUCUAUCUAUCUAUCUAUCUAUCUAUCUAUCUAUUCUAA
Acanthosepion pharaonis is the source of this 3180-nucleotide messenger RNA. Lineage: Eukaryota; Metazoa; Mollusca; Cephalopoda; Sepiida; Sepiidae. The record is from the annotation of a GenBank genome assembly.